Messenger RNA from Aspergillus heteromorphus CBS 117.55, 864 nucleotides. RefSeq lists its product as uncharacterized. NCBI's taxonomy places the organism in Eukaryota, Fungi, Ascomycota, Eurotiomycetes, Eurotiales, Aspergillaceae. Bases 160 to 723 code for a protein of 187 amino acids. The transcript is spliced from 2 exons. The record is from RefSeq and is a predicted model, not a curated record.
CGCGGCCUCAACCAUGUCCCCCUGUGCGAAGAAUACGAGCGCAUGAUCUCCGGCAUGCUGUGAGUACGAUCACUCACGGCCUCGAGCUCCGUCCAGGCAUGGUCGCAUCGCGAGGCUGACCCCUUCCCCCUCAGCUACAACCCCCUCGUCCCCAAGCUGAUGGAGGGCCGGCACCGCGCCCGCGGCGUCGCGCAGGACUACAACAACCUCGAUGCCAAAUCCGUCCCCUACGAGAAGAUCGCGGACGUGCGGUUCGACCUGCUGCAGAAGAUCGUGGGCCACGUCGGGUCGGGGACCUUCAUCGAGCCCCCCUUCAACCCGGACUAUGGCUGCAACGUGAGCAUCGGUCGCGAUUGCUUCUUCAACUUCAACCCUCGACACCAGCCUGAUCAUCAUCGGCGAUCGCGUCCAGUGCGGCCCCAACGUCAACAUCUUCACCGCGGGCCACGACGUCAGCGUGCUCUCGCGCCGCAAGUUCGUCGAGUUCGGCCAUCCGGUGCGCAUCGAGGACGACUGCUGGAUCGGGGGAAAUGUUGUCAUCCUGCCGGGUGUCACCAUCGGUCAGGGCUCGACCAUCGGGGCUGGGUCCGUCGUCACCAAGGACAUUCCCCCGUUCUCCGUCGCGGUCGGAAACCCAUGUCGCGUGCGAAAGACUGUCCCCUCGGCGGAGGAGGAGGAGCAGGAUCCGAACAAUCCCUAUCGCAAUAUGGUGCGAGAGGAUAGACAAUAGAUGAGGGGGGAAGGGUGUUAGACCUGUGCACUUCAAGCCUGCGAGAAUCACGUUUCACGAUAAGUAGAGCAGAUUAUAUCUUGUCUAUAUCUCACGGAUCGAUAGAGAAAGCAUAAACUGCAUUAUACCUUGCC